UUCCAGCCAACCGGAGGCGCGAUGCUCCCCCUGUGCUGGUGCUGCCCGACAGCCCCCGCCCCCGCCGCAGCAGCCAUGAGCGGCACAGCCACGCCUUCCUACCACUUCAAGAGCUUCUGCGGCGAGUUCGAGCGGGUGGAGAGUGCCCUGGAACGCCUGGAGGCCAGCGGCUUCUACUGGGGCAGCCUGUCGGGAACCGAAGCCAAGCGGCUCUUGACCUCCCAGCCGCCCGGAGUCUUCCUGGUGCGGGAUUCCUCUGACCACCACCACCUGUUUACCCUCAGUGUCCGCACGAGCGCGGGCAUCACCAACCUGCGCAUCCAGCAGGAGGGCUCGGCUUUCCACCUGGAGGCCCUGCCGGGGGCCGGCCACCCCCCGGCUUUUAGGUGCGUGGUCCAGUUAGUGGAGCAUUACCUGUGCCUGGGGACGGUAGAAGGGGGCCCCUGCUACCUGGAGAAGGAGGGGCAGCCCCCAAUGCCCCUGGCCCUGACGCAUCCGCUGCGUUGCAAGGUGCCCACCUUGCAAGAGCUGUGCCGGCGGGCGGUGCGAGCCAGCAUGCAGGGCAGAGGGGACGCCCAGGCGCAGUUGCGGGACCUUCCAGUGCCCCAGGGACUACUGAACUCACUGUGCAGCUAA
Messenger RNA from Euleptes europaea (tarantolino), 636 nucleotides. RefSeq names its product suppressor of cytokine signaling 3-like. Gene Ontology annotation, cellular component: phosphatidylinositol 3-kinase complex. The transcript has a single exon. The record is from RefSeq and is a predicted model, not a curated record. Lineage: Eukaryota; Metazoa; Chordata; Lepidosauria; Squamata; Sphaerodactylidae. Gene Ontology annotation, biological process: intracellular signal transduction; phosphatidylinositol phosphate biosynthetic process. The coding region runs from base 22 to 636 and encodes 204 amino acids. Gene Ontology annotation, molecular function: 1-phosphatidylinositol-3-kinase regulator activity.